Hyla sarda is the source of this 15789-nucleotide messenger RNA. RefSeq lists its product as uncharacterized. Bases 293 to 14989 code for a protein of 4898 amino acids. Lineage: Eukaryota; Metazoa; Chordata; Amphibia; Anura; Hylidae. The transcript has 94 exons. The record is from RefSeq and is a predicted model, not a curated record.
UACACUUUAUAGAGAACAUCUGCUGCGCACGGUUCAAUAAUUCAUCCGCACUUGGGCUGAUGUCCUCCGGAGACGAUUUCACUGUAAAAUGAUCUUGUGGUUUUCUCUUUCAUGUCAUAGGAUCCAGUUUACAGGAGUUUAUCUGAGGGUUUCAUGCAACAAAGAGAAGCAUCACCUGAAGUCCCUCACUGCAGCAUCUUCAUCUUCCUCCUUAUAAACCGAUACGACGCCGGAUGUUUUAUUCUAUGGACACUUGUUGCUAUUUCAUCCGUUUUUUCAUUUCUCGGUCGAUAUGAUGUCUGACAAAAGAAGACAAGUGAAUUUCUUCGUUCUAUUACUUCUUCCUAAUGGUGUCCUGUGUCAAUCUGCUGGGUACCAGCCCAAUUGUGACUGUCACCUGGACUGCCCGGCAGGCACGCACUUCUCCGCCGGUGGCUGCUGGGAGUGCCCCUCUGGAUUCUACUGCCCUGGAGGAUCUGCUGCGCCCAGACAAUGCCCACCCGGUACAGCCAACCCCAUACCAGGGAGAAGCGACAUCCUCGAUUGUCAGGUCUGCCCGCCAGGUUACAUUGGUUUGGAUUCGGGCCAGGCCUGUAGACCGUGUCCAUCCGGCUUCUCCUGUGAUCAGUCAUCAGGUCUACUACAUCCUUGUAGGCCCGGGUAUUACUCCCUGGAGGGGGAGCUGCACUGUUCUCAAUGUCCUGAUGGGUUUGUCUGUCCGGAUGGUCGAGAAUGGAAGCUGUGCCCGCCAGGACAGGAGCCGUCAGAGAAUCACACUCGCUGUGUCGAUUGCGCCCCGGGAUUCUUUUCUACGUGGAGCUCAUCGACGUGUCUGCCCUGUCUGCCAGGUAGUUAUUGCCCCUUUGCCGGCCGGAUUCAAACAGUCAUUUCACCCACUGGAUUUCUGAAGGACGGCAGCGGACAGAUAAGUUCUUGCAUGUGUAGCAUCUGUCCCCCAACGACAAAUGUAGACGACCCUUAUCAAUCCAAUGGUGGGCCAGUCACCUGCCAGCCAGGGUACUAUGUAACUACAGAAGGACGAACAGAGUGCAAGCUCUGCCCCCCAGGUUAUUUCUGUGCUGAUGGCGCCACCAAAUCUUCCUGCCCAACUGGGACCUUCUCAGACAAGGAAGGACUUCUUCAGCAGAGUGAAUGCACCCUCUGCCCUGCAGGGUACUUCUGUUUGGAGGGAAUGUCUCAGCCACCUGGAGAACUCUCUCUGUGUCCUGCAGGGUUUUACUGUCCUAUAGGCACUCGAAAUUCCCAUGCUUAUCCGUGCCCAGCUGGGACCUACAAUGACCAAACUGGGCAAGGACACAGGGGCAGCUGCAAGGUUUGUUCCGAGGGUGUGUUCUGCCAAGAAGGCUCCUCAGUCUCAGGUUUCCCAUGUGCCAGGGGGAAGUUCUGCCCAGCUGGCAUCAGCCGCGAACAAGACUGUCCCCCAGGGACCUUCACGCUUCACAACGGGGCUUCCAAAAUAGAAGAGUGCAGCCUGUGCCCUGCUGGAUAUUACUGCCUGACAAACACCAGCUACCCCAUUCCAUGUCCCCCGGGAGCCUACAACCCCUUCGAGGGGCAGGAUGAAGCUGGAGACUGUGCACCUUGCUCAGCAGGAAGCGCUUGUACUCGUUCAGGACUAUCCCAGCCAGAUGCAGACUGCUCACCCGGGUACGUGUGCCCGGUUGGAUCCCGAUCUGCUACAUCGUCUGAAAAUGCCUGUCCAGCCGGAACUUACGGUGACAGCCAGGGCCUCUUCGACAAAUCCCAAUGUGAGAUCUGUCCAGCCAGAUUUUUUUGUGCAACAGGUUCAGGAGGAAGACAGCGACCGCCGGUUCCUUGUCCUCGAGGUCAUUACUGUCCUCCUGGCACAAAGCAUGGCUCUCACUAUAAGUGUCCUCCUGGGACGUGGAGCGACAGACCCAGCCUGGCAUCUGACAGGGAGUGCUAUUCGUGUCCUGCUGGCUGGUUCUGCAUGGCUGGAGCCGAAACGCCCUCAGGAAAGUGCAGCGCUGGAUACUAUUGUCCUGAGGGUUCGCAGUCUGGAACCCAGUUUCCAUGUCCAGCAGGGACCUUCAACCUCAAGCUGGGCAGUGUCCGUGUGGGUGAGUGCAGCGCUUGUCCAGUGGGAUCGUACUGUCCAGUCGGGACAUCAAAACCUUCUCUGUGCCCAGUGGGAACUUACCGUGCUGAGCAAGGGGCCCAGAAUGUGGGUGAAUGUGACCUUUGCCCAGCUGGCACCUCAUGUCCUAGUAUAGGGUUGAGUUCCCCGGUGCCAUGCGGAGCUGGUAACUUCUCAGACCCAGCAUCUUCCACCUGUCUGCCCUGCUUAGCCGGACAUUACUGCAAUGAAGACCGAACCAGCAGAGAGCGCAUGAUGCAGUUACUGUGUCCUGCGGGUACCGUGUGUCCUAAAGGGAUGGCGGUCUUUCCAGGGGAGGGAGACAGCAUUUGUCCUCAGGGAUACUACUGCACUGAGGGGAGCCAAGAAGCCAAAGCUUGUCCAAAUGGCACAUAUGGAUCCCAACCAGGCCUGGAGGGAAUAGAGGACUGUUCGCUUUGUCCAGAGGGAAGAUAUUGUUAUCAAGAUGGACAGGGAGGAAUUCCAAGACCAAACGGCCUUUGCCCCCCAGGAUAUUAUUGCCCAGCAGGCACUGGUUCCCCUCUGUCUUUUCCCUGCCAGCCUGGAUCCUAUUGGAACAUGACCAGACAUGGGGUAGAAGUGUCAGCCUGUCUGCCAUGCCCCGCAGGGUUCUUCUGUGAUCUGCCUUCAUUACUUGCUCCUAAGCUCUGUCCAGCUGGCUUCUACUGUCACCAGGGCAGCUCUCGCCCACAGCCGUGCCCAGAGGGCACCUACAGCCCCCAUGAGGAGAGCUCCGCUGAGGCUGACUGCCGUCCAUGUGAAGCUGGGAAGUUCUGCGCUGGAGUAGGACUGUCAGCCAUGAGUGGACACUGCCAGGAAGGAUUCUACUGUCCUGAGAGAUCUACAAGUGCGACUCCUUCUGGUGGACGAUGCCCAGCUGGUAAUUACUGCCCACCCUCCUCUAGUUGGCCACUUCUGUGCCCACCAGGCACUUACAGUAACCAGGUUGGACUAAAAGAAGCCAGUCAGUGCCUCAUCUGCCCUCCUGGGAUGUUCUGUGAUGGACAAGAUGGUUCCAGCCCCACAGGUAACUGUACUUCUGGGUAUUACUGCCCAGCAGGUUCUAGCUCACCAGUUCAGCACGAGGUGGCAGCAGGCUACUACUCCAUAGAAGGGGCCUUCCGACCAGAGCCCUGUCCACCUUGGACCUUCCAGCCUCUCCCCGCUCAGUCGUCAUGCAGACUAUGUCCUCCCGGAAACUUCUGUAAUGCCAGUGGUUUAUCUGACAUUUCCGCCUGUCCACAAGGGCAUUUCUGUCCAGCUGGAAGUACCGAUCCAACGCCAUGCCCACUGGGAACCUUUUCCAAUGUGUCUGGUAACAUAGCUGUGGGUUAUUGCGAGCCCUGUUCUUUGGGUAUGUACUGCAGCCGCCCCGGAUUAACCCAGCCUGAAGGACCCUGCGAGUUGGGCCAUUACUGUACACGAGGGUCCUACACGUCUGUCCCUAUAGAGAUGUCAUUCGGAGACCUUUGUCCGGCCGGUCAGUAUUGUUCCGGAGGUAUUAGACUGGCUUGUCCUCCAGGCACAUGGAGCAGCAGGAAGGAAGCUGUGGACAUCUCCUGGUGUUUGCUGUGCCCUCCAGGGUUUUUCUGUGCUCUUCCAGGACUGGCUGAACCAUCCGGACGUUGUGACCCUGGGUACUAUUGCUCUGAAGCUUCUGUAACUCCUAGACCAGAGGGAGGAAUAGCUGGAGACAUCUGCCCUGCAAAACACUUCUGCCCCGAGGGGUCCUCCGAGCCCAUUCCUUGUCCUGAAGGAACUUACAGCAAUUCAACAGGUCAGUCUGCGUGUGUCAUCUGCCCCACUGGCCACACAUGUCUUGGUGGGGAUAUCUUGGCCUGCCCAGCGGGAUACUUCUGCCCAGAGAGUACGAAUGCAGGUCCAGUUCCAUGUCCGCCGGGCACCUUCAGUCCAGUGCCACGUCUGACAAGUGAGGAUGGGUGCUUGCCCUGUCCACCAGGGAUGUUCUGCAAUGACUGGGGCUCCGGGGCAGUCGGUGGUCCUUGUGAACCUGGAUAUUUCUGCACAGGCGGAUCCCUUGUACCAAACCCUACUGGUGAUUCAGCUGAGAGCUUUGGUGGUCCUUGUCCUAUCGGCCACUUUUGUCCUGCGGGUACAGGUGCCCCCAUUCCGUGCCCAAUCGGUAGUUUCUCUGACAGGUCCAGGCUAAGCAUGGAGGCCCAUUGUACACCCUGUUCCCCUGGCUAUUACUGCAGCUCAGUCGGCCUCCAUUCACCAAGUGGGCUCUGCCUUGCCGGAUACUACUGCUCCCUGGGGGUCUCCUCCUCUGCUCCUUCUGGGGAAUUAUCUACAGGAGAAGGAGGCGGCUGCCCACGAGGUCAUUACUGCCCGGCUGGAAGUCCCCAUCCUCACGCCUGUCCUGCAGGGACCUAUAACAACCUCACUCAUCAACAGGACUGCCUGCCAUGCCCCGCUGGGCACUUCUGUGCAGAGAAUACCAGUGAUUAUAGCGCAUUUCCGUGCCCCGCUGGGUUUUACUGCCCUGGAGGUACCCAGCACCCCUGUCAGUUCCCCUGUCCUCGUGGAUACUAUAACCCGGACCCCAGGUCGCACAGUAUCGAUAGCUGUUUGCCGUGUACCCCGGGGCAUUACUGCGGAGUGGAGGGACUGAGCGAAGUAUCUGGAGAGUGUGACCCUGGUUGGUUUUGUGUUUCCGCUGCCUGGACUCCUCAGCCCUUUGAUCUGGAUAACUACACCAGCACUAACUGCUUGUGUCCUGCCACCUCAACCGGAGGGAAGUGUCUUCCUGGCUUUUAUUGCCCAGGGGGCGCUGCUGAGCCAAUAUCCUGUCCUCCUGGGUUUUACUGUGGAAAUGCUGGUCUGGCUGCUCCUUCCGGUGAAUGUGCCACUGGCUACUUUUGCAAUGGUGGAGCCAAGACUCCCAAACCUACUGAUGGCCUGCAGGGAAAUAUUUGCCCCCCUGGCACAUUCUGUCAAAAUGGAUCCCAUCAUCCCCAGCUCUGUCCAGCAGGCACGUUUUCAGCAGAUUACGCCUUGGAAAGUGUCUCGGAAUGUAAGCUGUGUCCUCCAGGACUCUACUGUAACGGGUCUGGGAGGAUUUCUCCUUCAGGCCAGUGCUCAGAAGGUUAUUACUGUCCCAAUUGGCAAACACUGCCCAAUAGUUUGCCAUGUCCCCCAGGGCAUCGCUGUCCAGCCGGGAGCUCGGAGCCUGUACCUUGUGAGUCGGGAUUCUACCAAAAUGAAGAAAGGCAAGCCACAUGCCGGGUCUGUGAAGCAGGGUUUUUCUGUGAGCUGAGGGGGCAGCCGGUCAGUGACUACACACACUUCAUAUGCCCACAAGGGUAUUACUGCCCUGCGGGGACACAGUUUGGUGAUCAACAUGGCUGUCCAGAGGGAACCUAUGGGCCCAGACAAGGUCUGUCCAGCAUCAGGGACUGCAUACUCUGUCCACCCGGGAGAUUCUGUAAAGGAUCAGGACAAGCGGCUCCUACAGGGAAUUGUUCUUCGGGAUACUGGUGUAAAGAAGGGGCGGCCAGUGAGCAUCCACAGGACAGGAUUUCUGGUGACAUCUGCCCGGCAGGACACUACUGCCCACAAGGAGCACAUUCACAACAGCCCUGCCCUGCUGGGACCUGGUCAGAUACAGAAGGUCUGGGAAACAGACAGGAGUGCCAGCCUUGUCCUGGGGGACAUUUUUGCAGCUACUCUGGUCUUACCGCUCCAUCAGGGCUGUGUGCAUCAGGGUAUUACUGUUCUGGGGGAGCUAAAACGUCAACUCCAACUGAUGGAUUAUCAGGAGGCAUUUGCCCACCAGGCCAUUUUUGCAUUUCUGGGACAUCUGCUCCUACCUUGUGCCCUCCUGGCACUUACACUGAACACAGUGGGUUUUCUGAAUGUAAUGUGUGUCCUGAUGGAAGAUACUGUAUUCCCGGAAUCAGCCCCCAGCCAUGUCCUAGAGGAUUUUAUUGUCCAAAGGGAACAGGUUUGUACUGGAAGCCAUGCCAACCUGGAACCUACAGCUCAGAGCUGGCACUGGAGGAUGCUGCUGGCUGCAGGGUGUGUGAUGGAGGCAAAUACUGCAUGUUCUAUAAUUCCACCAGUGUGACUGGAGACUGCGCAGAGGGAUAUUACUGUACAGCUGGUUCUCAGCGAGCGGAUCCACAAGAAGAAAUUCCAGGAUCUGCUGGACCUUGUCCACCUGGUCACUACUGUCCUCGGGGCUCCACGGUUCCUACACCUUGUCCACCCGGGACCUACAACGCAAGAGUAAAGCUGCAGUCAGAGGCUGAAUGUUCCCCAUGUGUUGCUGGACAUUACUGUGACUCUCCGGGCCUUGUGCUGCCGGCUGGACCUUGUUCGGAGGGUUUCUAUUGUACCUCAUCGUCUAUAUCUCCUCAGAUAUCCUUGGUUAGCCCUAUGGGAGGUCCAUGCCCUACAGGACAUUUCUGUCCAGUUGGCUCCUCUGCCCCUCAGCCCUGUCCUCCUGGAACAUUUAACGCCAUAGAAAGACAAGGUGUUUGCCAGCCGUGCCCUGAAGGGUUCUUCUGCCUCACUAACACUUCAUCUCUGGAAGGAAAAGGCUGUCCUCCUGGGUUCUACUGUCCCGGUGGAACGUUCUCUCCUGAGCAGUUCCCAUGUCCCAGAGGCACAUACAAUCCGCAGGGAGGACGCCAUCUUUUGGAGGACUGCUUGCCUUGUGACCCAGGUCAUUUCUGUGAUGCUCCUGGACUGACCCGGGUGUCCGGCCUCUGCUCUGAAGGAUAUUUCUGUACACAUUCUAUGAGUACCCCAACCCCAAACCAAGGAAUCCUGGGAGAUGUGUGCCCUUCAGGCCAUUAUUGCCCAGUUGGUUCUACCAUCCCUCAUCCUUGCCCUGCUGGAUCGUAUAGUAACACCUCAGCAAACACCGGACCUCAAUCCUGCGUGCUCUGUGAGCCAGGGUACUACUGUGAUAAACCAGGGCUGGCAACUCCAAGUGGGCCAUGUGAUGAAGGAUACUACUGCCCUGGGGCGUCUGUGUCUCCUCAACCCCUGGAGGGGACCAGCAGUGGCGGCCCAUGCCCUGCCGGUCACUUCUGUCCACAGGGGAGUCCUGUUCCUCAAGCCUGUCCUGCUGGGACCUAUGCACAGUAUUUGGGACAAGCCAGUUGUUCGGAGUGUCCCGAAGGUUUCUAUUGCCCUGUGCAGUCUACUAACAUGACCAUUUGUCCUGAAGGAUAUUACUGUCCAAGGAGAACACAAUUUGCCAAGCAGCAUCCCUGCCCACCCGGUACGUACAGUAGGAAUGAGGGAGCCGCUGACAUUGGGGCUUGCCUCCCCUGUCCUCCUGGGAUGUUCUGUUCAAGACUUGGCUUGGAAAGACCAGAGGGAUUCUGUGCCCCCGGCUGGUUUUGUCCUGCAGGAUCCAUAUCUGAUAAACCUGUUCACUUCUCCGAGAUAUCAGGACCUACAGUAUUGUCUAAUAUUUCUUCGUAUAGAAGGAUGUGUACACCAGGAACAUUUUGCCCCCAAGGUUCCUCUUACCCCAUUCCCUGCACUCCAGGGAAAUACUGUGCAGCUCCUGAGCUAGAUUCAGAGUCUGGUUUCUGUGACUCUGGGUUUUAUUGUUCAGCGGGUUCCUCCGUCCCAAAUCCCAGAGAUGGGGAAAUGGGUGACCUCUGCCCGGCUGGUCACUUCUGUGUUGCAGGAAGUUCUUCACCUUCCCCGUGUCCACCAGGGACUUUUUUGGCUGUAUCCGGGGCUCAGUCUCCUCAGGACUGUACGCUGUGCACAGCUGGAUCUUACUGCUCUCGCUGGGGCAGUGUUGUCCCUGAAGCUGAAUGUGCUGCUGGUCGGUUCUGUCCCCUGGGGACAAUAUAUCCACAAAAUCCAGAAUACGUGUGUCCUAUUGGCCACCACUGCCCUCCUGGAAGCUCCGAGCCUCUAUCCUGUCCUAUGGGCCAAUUCCAGGAUAAGAUCGGUCAAAGCCAAUGUGAGGUCUGCCCGGCAGGAAAGUAUUGUGGCCCAAUGACACCAGCAGAAGAAACACAGGAAAGUAUUUCCAGAAACUAUUAUGCGCCUGUGGAGUGUCCUGAAGGUUUCUUUUGUGUUGAGGGAACAAAAUAUGGGCGACAGCACCCUUGUCCGACCGGCACAUUCAACAAUCAAACAGGACUGAUGUCCAGAGAGGAAUGCUCCCCCUGUCCUGGAGGCUGGUUCUGUGCACGGCCAGGUCUCUCAUCCCCUACAGAAAAGUGCUCACCUGGAUAUUACUGCACAUUGAAUGCUCAGCUUCCAAACCCUGCAGAUGGUGGCAGCGGGGGUCUGUGUCCUGCGGGUUUCUUCUGUCCUCUCGGGAGCCGAUACCCCCUGCCCUGUCCUCCGGGCACCUUCCAGCCAUACCCAGGGAUGUCUUCACUGGAGUCCUGUUUGCCUUGUCCUGCUGGGAAAUUCUGUAGCGGAGAAGCUUUAUCACAUAUCUCAGGGAAUUGCUCUGCAGGAUUUUACUGUGUAUUAGGAGCCGCCUCCGCGUCGCCCUUUGAUGGCAUCACAGGGUCACACUGUCCGAAGGGUUACGCCUGUCACUCUGGAGCAUCGGUUCCUCUUCCUUGUAUCAAUGGAUUUUAUCAAGACCUGGAGAGAGAAUCCAGCUGUAAAGUCUGCCCUGCAGGCUACUAUUGUGACACAUCAGGUGUUGGUGGAGUUGUCUUCCCCCAGUCGUGUCCUGCUGGUUACGUCUGCCCACGAGGGAGUCAGUCUUGGACAGAACAGAGAUGCCCACGUGGCACCUACAGCUCAAGUGGGCAGCUAUCCGCAGAAGAAGAGUGCCGGUCCUGUCCUUUUGGUCAUUACUGUGCAGACGAGGGUCUAACUGAACCGUCAGGUCGCUGUCUGCAGGGUUACUGGUGCAUCAGGAGAGCAGAGACUGCAAACCCGACAGAUAGUGUGACUGGGGAUGUAUGUCCAGCUGGCAAGUUCUGUGAGAAUGGAGAAAUCUCAGGAGACUGCAAGGCUGGAUACUUCUGUGAUGUUGGGUCUUCCCGCUCCGACCAGACAAUUUGUCCACCUGGAUACUACUGCCCAGAAGGUGCCCGGUCUCCUAUGCCAUGUGACAGUGGCACCUACGCUCCAAUCAGUGGCAACAAUGCACCUUCUGACUGCCAGCCAUGUCCACCCGGACACUACUGCAAUGGCACAGGGAAAGCAAUGUGGCAGGGUCUUUGCUUUCCAGGAUUUUAUUGCCCCCCUGGUCAGAUCUCCCCCCGGCCAUCUUCUCAUCGCUGCCCAAGUGGGUUUUACUGUCCAGCAGGGUCAGCAGCUCCAGCUCCAUGUGAAAGUGGAAGUUACCAGUCUCUGGAGGGAAGGGAGGCCUGUAACGCCUGUCCUACAGGAUUCUACUGCGGAUCUGGCAAUGAUAGCUCAGGAAUAUCAAUGCCCACUCUCUGCCCAUCCGGACAUUACUGCCCCCCAGGGGCCAGUUUUGUCACUGUGUAUCCAUGUCCAGCCGGGACGUACGGACCCAAGAUAGGAGCAUCAAGUAUAUUGGACUGUGAGGCCUGCCCAGCAGGAAUGUAUUGUUCAUCUGAGGGUCUAAACAAGCCAACCGGUUACUGUUAUGCUGGGUACUACUGCUCCCAGGGGGCCAUUAACCCGACACCUAUAACACCAAGGGUGCCCUUUGAUUUGCAUUACCCCCAGAAUGAUAUCUGCCCCACCGGUCACUUUUGCCCUAAUGGUACCCGUUCUCCAGUUCCUUGUCCUCCAGGGUCAUUCUCAAUGGCUGCUGGUCUCAGUACAAUAGAGGAGUGCCAGCCCUGCCCAGCAGGACACUACUGUGCUCAGGCCGGCCUGUCUGAUGCUUCCUUGGCACUGCCAUGCUCUCCUGGAUAUGUCUGCAAGGAAGGCAGCUCCGUUUCGUGCCCGUCAGAUGACCAUCAUGGCUAUCGUUGCCCUGCUGGAUUCUAUUGCCCCAGUGGGACAAGUAUUGAGAUACCGUGUGAGCCUGGAACGUUCAGCCCUAUGUCUGGGUCUAGCAUAUGCCUGCCGUGUCCUGCUGGGAGUAGCUGUAUGCAUGUGUCUACAGUGGAGCCGCUGAGCUGUCCCAGAGGUCACUACUGCCCGGCUAUGACUGCGGUACCAGUCCCAUGCCCAGCUGGCACAUUUAAUCCUAUAGAAGGGGCACUGACGCCUGCUUCAUGUAAGAGGUGCCCAGCGGGGAGAUACUGCCGUGGAGAGGCAAACGCCGAGCCUGAUGGCUUGUGUUCUGCUGGAUAUUACUGUGAAGGAGAAGCAGCUGACAAUAUUCCUCAGAGGACUGGCCGCUUUCCACUCAAUGGUCCUUGUCCUGUCGGCCAUUACUGCCCAGAAGGAACCCUUUCUCCCAAACCCUGUCCCGUUGGAACAUUGAAAAAUACAACAGGUGGCUCUUCCAUGGACAGCUGUGUGCCAUGCUAUGCUGGGUAUUUUUGUGCCAGCGUGGGUCAGAGUUCACCCACUGGCUUGUGUUCAGCUGGAUUCUUCUGCCCUGGAAACUUCACCUCUACCAGCCCUACUGCUUUCCUGUGCCCAAAGGGUCAUUUCUGUACUGCCGGAUCUUCCCAUCCUAGCCCCUGCCCUACUGGACAGUACCAGCCAAAUACCGGGUCUCAGUCCUGCACCCCUUGCCAGCCAGGAUUCUACUGCCAGGAAGCUGUGGCCGGUCACCCACAUCCCUGCCCCCCGCAUUCCUAUUGCCCUGCAGGGACACUUUUUCCUUUACCUUGCCCUAAUGGGACCUAUACACCUCUGAACAGCAGUGGUCUGAGAGAGAAGGGUGAAUGUCUGCCGUGCCCCCCAGGACAUUACUGCAGGGGAGGUAAGCUGCAGGGCCCUUGUGCAGCUGGUCAUUUCUGCCUAUCAGGCAGUUCAGAAUACACCCCGUAUGUCCAGAACUUCAGCAGAAGCUCACUGACUGAAUGUAGCUGGGGGCAGAUGUGUGCAGGGAUCUGUCCGCCAGGUUUCUACUGCCAGGAAGGUACUGUGUUGCCCAUUCCAUGCCCUGCUAACACAGUUAGAAGCUCUCCGGGGGGCAGGCACAGGGAGGAUUGUGUGUCCUGCCCCCGAGGAUACUGGUGUAAAGAAGGAGCCCCAGGACCUGUUCAGUGUCCACCUGGACAUUUCUGCAGUGGAGGAAAUCGGACCAAUUCUGGAUACAAAGCUGAACCCCAGGAGUGCCCUGUUCACACUUACCGGGACCUUGCAGGGGCAGAGAGAGCUAGUGACUGUCAACCAUGUCCCUCUGGAUAUUACUGCAAGUUAUCAGGUACUGUUAUGUAUGAAGACUACCCAUGUCCUCCGGGGUACUGGUGCCCAGGUACAAAUGACCCAUUGGCCUGCCCUCCUGGCACUUUAAGAACUAAACCUGGAGCUUCCUCCAUACAGGACUGUGAGAUCUGCCCUGAGGGAUAUUACUGCCCCAACCCUUCAGUGACUCUGGAAGUUAAUAUUAUAGGAAUCCCCUGCAGACCGGGCUAUGAGUGCCCACCUGGUUCUAUUGGCGAAUCUCCAUGCAGAGCGGGAUCAUACUGCCCAGCGCACACAGGGGUCCCCCCACUAUGUCCCGGAGGAUUCUUCUGUCCUGAGGGGUCUUCUACCUAUAACACCACUGCCCAGCGCUGCACUUUCCCCUAUUACUGCCCCCCUGGUGGUGUACACAUGAUGCCCUGUCCAGGAGGGAGUACGGCUGUUCAUGGGAUCACUCUGCGGGACUCAGCAGAGACAUCAUGUAGUAAAUGUGGACCAGGGACUUUUCGUAGUGCCAGUGCCCCAGAUACCACAUGUCGGCCAUGCCCAGCGGGAUAUAGCUGUCCACAAGGUGUGGAGAACUUCGAGUCCUUUCCCUGCCUGCUUGGCCAUUACUGCCCAUCUGGGGCCACAGCGCCUAUCCCUUGUCCACCUGGCACUUAUGGUAACAACACUCACGGGAAAGAAUUAGGUGACUGCCACCCUUGCCCAGCGGGCACCUACAACCACCUCUCUGGCCAGGUGUCAUGCUUUCUGUGUGGCAGCUCGUCUUAUUCCCAGCAAGGUUCCCGGAGCUGCGUCUGUCGAGGACUGAACCGGUCGUUCCAGGAAUCUGAUGGUUCCUGCAUCUGCCAGGCUGGAUAUGUGUUUUAUGACAACCGCGAGCAAGUGAGAUCAGACAGCAACAGCGACUUAGACUGUCAGCCCCAGGUGGAAGAACGUUGCUCUAGUGCGGAGGUUCGCCUCUCAUCAACCAGGAAGUGUGUGUCCCCGCAGCAUUAUGACUGUACUCCAUACUGUGGUCUUCAGGGUGGAUCGCUCAGCGCAGAGCUGGGAAUGUGUCACUGUCUACAUUAUGUCUCCGCUGAAGAGCUGUGCAAUCGCUUCUGCAUCAUGAAGGCUCCGCGGAUAUCAAUGAGCUUUGGAUCCAACAUGCAGUUCCAGAUACAAAUUGAGGAGACUGAGAAGAGGAGGAGCCGGUAUCUGGAGGUGAUGAAUGUCCUGGGUCCUGAUCACCAUGUGUGGAGCAGUCAGCAAGUCCACCUUGUAUUAUUUAGUCCUAGCGGUGUGUUCGGUGUUCUCCUUUCCAGCGUUCAGGCCGUCGAGGUGUUUUUGACAGGAGAAUCAUGGUCACUGCCAACACCAAGAAAAGCACGAGCUGGAGAUCAGGUCCCCACAUCAACGGACCCAGCGUCUCUACCCAAGAUACCGAAUCCAAUCCUGUGCCUCAAAGAGGGCGAUGUUGUUCUAUUUCAGCUUAGCAUAUCAACAAAUGAGCGGAUUUCCAGCCAUUAUCCCCUAUAUCAGAAGGAUCACUUAUUUAACACCAACCCGCACUGGGAUUUUGGGGCCUUCCGGAGACUCGAUCAUCUGAUCCGAGAGACCCACAUGAAUGUCUCCAGAUUUGCCCAUGUGUUCACAGAUCCCGGCACGUAUGUGUUCCUGGACAAUGGGAUUCGGGAUCGAUCCCUUUUUGUCACCGUAAAGGAGAACAAUGUGUAUUGUGACCCAGCGGCCUCUCGCGUCCAGCCGUCCUCUCCAUAUCAGCUGGUCAGGCAGGGUAUAGUCAACCAGCACAGGCUCAACCUGGCACCAAACUGGGCAGCUAUCCUAGGCGUACUGAUCCUGCUCUUCAUAGUAAUGGUCACUCUGCUGGUCCUGACCCUGGUCCUACGACCCUCACUCUACACUCCCAGCCCCCUGAAAAACUGGAAGCCAAGGUGGAGGAGUCUUGGAGAACCCUAUAUCCCACCGGAAUAUGUGCUAACAAGAGACAGUCUCCAGUUUUAUGAAGCAGUCGGCACUCAUGGAUCAGGGGAAAUACUAGAUUUUGGGAAGAAAGAAAUCUCCUAUGGAUUAGAUCAGAGGAGCUCUAUCCGCAUCUUGGAGGAUUUCAACGUUCGGACGUUGUUUGAUAAGCUUGAAGAUCAGAAUCUCCACCUAACGUCUCAGCUGGCGAGACACAGGAACGAGACCCUGUCCUUCUACAAGGCCUUUAUACAAAGGAUCCAGGUGCUGAAGGAUAUGCUGCAGACCCUAGAAGUCGGCUCCAAUAAAUGCGUUGAGUGGAGGAAGAUUCCACUGGAAGGUGAAGAGGAAAGUAUGAGGGCCACCUUGACUUCUCAGCAGAGUCAGAGCUCAUCCCUGAGUGUGAACCAAGGCUACAGCACUGACCAGACCCAAGGUGUUUUUAUGCAAGAAGCCGCUGCCCUUAUGAAAGUCCUGAAGAUCGUAUUGAUGAAAGUCACCUCAGAACUCGCCACAAAGAAGAACAUGUCAGCGAUGGAGCAGCACAACCGUGGGAAGGGUCAGAACGUGUCCAGAGCCCGACCGCCUGAGCAACACCAGGCCUUGGCCAACAAGAAUGCAUACGAAGGUCUCAUGAGCGGCAACAUCCCGAUGCUUUCUUCUGUAGGUUUGCAGUUACAGCCUCUGGUCUUUAGUACUGCACUAUACAGAGAGGAGAACCUGAAGAAGCUGAUCACAACCAGCCCUUUAACAAAGACAUUGGAAGAGAUCAAAGAAGCCCUCACAAGAAAGGCUCAAGAACAAGAAGUUAAGGAAAGUUGGGUACCAGUAUUCUCUGGCAAUCUGGUUCCAAUGGACAUGAGCCAGCUCUCCCCCCGCCAGCUCGUUGUGUUCCGGUUUGGCUCCUCACUCCUCCAUCUUGUAUGUCAUGGCUGCUCCCAAUAUCCUCUACUACUUCUUGUAGCUCAGACAAUUCCAAGAGUCCAAAGUCCUAGGCAGCUGGAGGAUGAUCUACAUCUUGGAGACUCCUAUUAUGAUACAGAAAACAAAGUUUUGUUUGUGCCAUCCUCGUGCCUGGAUCAUGUCGGGGAGCUGGCGGGGAUCAUUGUGCAUGCGGUGGCCCAGAUCAGGACAGGGCUGCAAAAAACCCCUAUUACUGUUAAAUAUCUACAGUGCAUGAAUGGAGCUCUCAGGGCAAUAUCCCAAGCUUUCUUCCAGUCCUGGGGUGCAGAGACAACAGGGGCACUUACGGACAAGGAGGAGAGACAGCCGGACAUGAAAGCUGCUCUCAGAGACCUUCUGAUGAUUCACAAGAUACCAGAUCAUUAUAAUAAACAGCGGAGCUGUGAAUUUUACAACAAGUUUAAGAAGCACACAAUCAUGGAAAAUGUGUUUGUGAAGAAUUCGGAACGUCUCAGAGAAAAUCCCAAAGUAGAGAAUUCAGACCGGAAGGCUGUGCAGUUUAACAGGUUGUCAGAGAAGAGGGACCUGGCCGUACUGCUGGAACUACAGAGGCGCCGCACAUCUGAGAAGAUCAGCGCUACAGAAUCCGAGCUGCUUUCUCUGCAUCGUCCUGACACUACACCCUCUGCCGCCCGGAAAUCACGUGACCACCAGUACUUUGACACCCAUAAGUGAUAUCUAUGACAUCAAGUGUAGAUACUUGGAGGCAACUGUGAAUAGUAAAAACAUCAGAUAAGACGUUCAUUGAACUCAACAACCCGAUCCAGGAGCCACCGGCCAAGUGCGCACGGGAGAAAAACACGCAGAACUCGUUGGAGCUGGAACACAGGCGCCUUUUAUAGUUGUUUUUGUUCUAUUACCUUUAUUACCUUUAAUGUGUGAAUAAAACUUAGUAAUGUGUUACACUCUUUUUGUGAUACAUUGUGACAAUCUUGUCUGGGCCAUGUUCCAAAAUUUCUGGCCUAUUGGAUGUCCACUUAAUAUUCACUGUAAAUUUUAGGCCAUUAAUUAGUAAGGAAUAGAUGAUGUAAUCUGAAUGUGGACACGGUCAUUGUUCUAUUCUUACUUUACAGCAGUAUCCAAUGCAUUAGGAAAUAUUGGCAUUUAAGUACAUUUGUUACUAGUCUCUGCGGCUGCCCAUGCAUGUUAGUUUCUUCUGAUGUUUGUAUGUGUUUACAAUGGACAGAAAGUGUAAUUCAGUCACUGCCGGACUCCUCUGGCAGCGGCUUAUCUCAUUGAGAUCUUAAGAAUUGGGCAGUUGAGAGCCGGGAGGUCAUCAUACACAGGAGGUCAGUUGUAGGGAGAGAAGGGAGGCCGUCAUACACAGGAGGUCAGCUGUAGGGGAUAGAAGGGAGGCCGCCAUACACAGGAGGUCAGUUGUAGGGAGAGAAGGGAGGCCGUCAUACACAGGAGGUCAGCUGUAGGGGAUAGAAGGGAGGCCGCCAUACACAGGAGGUCAGCUGUAGGGGAGAGAA